AUGGAUGUGCCUAUAGGCGGACAGCCUGAAUCGAUCCGCAUCAUGAACGAUGCUGACGUCGGCUCGAGUUACCCACUUGAUGGCGUCACAGAGCAAGAUGCUAUUCGCUUCCACAAUGAGUAUGAAUUGCCCAUCGAACAAGAUCAGGGUUGGGACCAGGCUGCUAUGGCAGGUGCUGCUAUCAACGUCAUGGAUGAUCUCGGAAAACAUCUCGACGUUAGCAAAGACGGAUCCACAAUCCCACUCACAACCAAUACGUGGCUUCUCGGAGUCACAGUCGGAGUCCCCUUCUUCGGUGGGGCUAUCCUGGGUCUAAUCAUCACCGAUCCUGUCGCAAGGAUAACACGCUUCGGUCGCCGCGGUGCAAUUUGUCUCGCGGGCAUUUUCAGCCUUAUAUCGGUCGUGGGAUCUGCAUCGGUUCAUAAAUGGGAGCAUCUGUUAGGGUUCAGGAUCCUGCUGGGCGCAGGCAUGGCAGGUAAGGCAUCGAUAGUGCCAAUAUUGCUUUCAGAAACGUCACCGAAGAACAUCCGUGGUGUCCUCCUCGUGUUUUGGCAAUUGUUCGUUGCUUUUGGGCUGUGCGCCGGCUCUAUCGCCAACUUGAGUGUCUAUAAGCUCAGUCCUCAGCUCGAUCAUCAUGCGAGCUGGCGGUACAUGUUUAUUGCGGCUUUUAUACCUGCACUGCUCUUACUCUCAUUGAUUUUGUUCUCACCUGAAUCUCCACGAUGGCUUUUGAAAGAAAGUGGGGCCAUCAACGGUCAUGACGACCCCGCUCUCCACAGACGCAGCCUCGUAGGGAAGGCCUAUCUCGCACUUUUUGACCUACGGGGCGAGCCGGUCCCUAUACUGGUGGCUGGGGAGCUAUACUUGUUGUAUACGCGCUUGAUCGAGGAACAACGCCGCCUUAGGAAGGACCUACCGAGAAUUCCUCCACCUAAAAGUCUGCCCAACGGCGCGGAUCAGCCUCACAUUGAUCUAAUCGAGCAUAUUGAUUGGUGGCCUCGGGUUCAGUUAAUGUUCUUCAAGCGUGGUUCAACAAGACGCGCACAUCUGGCCGCUGCUGCAGUCAUGAUCUCACAACAGUUGUGUGGUAUCAACCUGCUAGCAUUUAUGGCUGAUACAUUCUUUCGGUAUUCCAUUUUUCAUCAAAGAGAAGAAGCACAAACAGAUGAUAAUCGGAGACUACUGGUAGAACAGAACCUGAAACUACUGGGUUCAUCAGUCGCCUUGAUGGGUGUUAACUUCUUUGCCACGUUUGGCGCUCUAUUCUUCAUCGAUAGAGGCAGCGGCAGGAGAACGCUUCUCAACUGGUCUUUCCCAUGCAUGGCAAUCUCUCUGCUUGGCUCGGCUCUCGUCCUCUUGGGGUCUGAUAAAGAACCUAGCACGGGCGCCAUCGCUGGGCACUAUACCUUUCUCAUACUUUUCAUAGUGGCUUACUCAAUAGGUGAGGGCCCUGCAGCUUUCGUUGUAUCGGCAGAGGUAUUUCCUCUCGUGAACCGAGAGCUUGGCAUGAGCCUCGCCGUGUUCUGGAACUUCCUGGGCGCUAGUCUCCUGGCUCUAGUGUCGCCGGUUCUCUGGAACGAGCUCGGACAGAUCUGGGUCUUGAUCAGUGAUCGGAAUGGUCUGGUCUGGUCUGGUCUGAGGGUACAGACCAGACCAGACCAGGUGCUUACAUAA
This is a messenger RNA of Pyrenophora tritici-repentis Pt-1C-BFP, 1674 nucleotides long. NCBI's taxonomy places the organism in Eukaryota, Fungi, Ascomycota, Dothideomycetes, Pleosporales, Pleosporaceae. The record is from RefSeq and is a predicted model, not a curated record.